CAUUUCAGUCCCAAUUCCCUUAUCCAUGUUGAGACUACCCACCUCUGGCGCAAGUCUUCCAUCCCUUGCUUCCACCACAUUCCCAACCUUCACAGAAAUUACCCACCUCUUGCGCAAGUCUUCCAUCCCUUGCUGACUCAGAUAAUCAAGCCAGAAUCAAACGGUUUAUUGGUAGGCAGAAUCCGAAAAUUGUGGUUCUUGUUGAAACUAAAUGAUCACAUUUCAACCGCGAUACUGUGAGGAGAAUCUGUGGCUAUAGAGAUUUUGAUUGGGAUGCCAAAAACUCUACUGGUAGUUCGGGUGACAUCGUCAUUUAUUGGGAUCAUUCCUCGUACAGAGCUAUCACCAGGAGAGAAGUCAUGACGAUUACAGGGGAAAUAGGAGUGGUUCUACACUCAUGGAUGCUUCCAAUGCUUUCAUUGAUGAUAAUGCUCUAUUGGACAUCCCUGUUAAUGGUAGGAGAUUCACAUGGAGCAGGGGAGCUUUAGAGCGUGUGGAAUCGGAUCAUAGUCUGCCUCUCCUCAAAUUGGGAAGCAAUUUAAGGGUCGUGAGGCCAUGGAGAUUCGUGAACAUGUGGAUUGAGGAUGAUCAAUUUUUCACUGCUAUGUACUCUUAGCUGGCUCUUCCUUUGCAGGGGAGGGGUUCGAUUUUCUUGUGGGCUAAAAGAUUGCAGAAUCUUAAAGGAAACUUAAAGUGUGGAAUAAGGAAGAUUAUGGAGAUAUCAAUUUCACAUCAAUGAACUCCUCGCCAAGAUUACUGAUCUAGAUAAUAAGGAGGAAGAUGGACCUCUCUUUGAUUCCGAAAAGAGCGAGAGGGAGUGUCUCAAAAUUGAUGUGGCUAAAGCUCUUUAUCUGCAGAAAAUUCAUUGGAGGGAGAAAUCUAAAAAAAAUUGUGGCUGAGAUUUGGAGAUAUGAACGGUCGAUUCUUUCACAAGGUUGCCAACCACAAUAGAAGACUGAAAACUUUUCAGUCUAUCAAAAUCAAUGGCGAACUCGUUGAAGGCUGGGAUAAUCUUGCUAACGGAAUUGUUGAUUUUACAUGAUGAUGCUUCAUGAAAAUCUGAAUAAACGUUCCUUCCCGCGAGCCCCUUCUUCCUACAAAUGAUGCAUCUAUGCUCAUUCGUCCUUUUUUGUAAAUGGAAAUUUGGUCAUCCAUCGCCAUUAGUGAUGGGGAAAAACUCCAAGACCAGAUAGAUUCGCCUGGG
Molecule: messenger RNA, 1204 nt
Organism: Linum tenue
Lineage: Eukaryota; Viridiplantae; Streptophyta; Magnoliopsida; Malpighiales; Linaceae
Source: the annotation of a GenBank genome assembly